Messenger RNA from Dipodomys spectabilis (banner-tailed kangaroo rat), 4979 nucleotides. RefSeq names its product DENN domain containing 2A (gene Dennd2a). Lineage: Eukaryota; Metazoa; Chordata; Mammalia; Rodentia; Heteromyidae. Gene Ontology annotation, biological process: retrograde transport, endosome to Golgi. Gene Ontology annotation, cellular component: actin cytoskeleton. The coding region runs from base 254 to 3205 and encodes 983 amino acids. The record is from RefSeq and is a predicted model, not a curated record. The transcript has 21 exons.
GUCCCCGAGCUGCAGCCCGGAGCCCGCGGAGCCGCCGCCCGCGGGGAGGCCAUCUGGAGCCUCUCCACAUGCUGACGUGAUGACCGUGUGCAGGCCGGCCCAGGGCAGCCUCAGACAGGCCGCAGACCUGAGCUCCAGACUGGCUGACAGGGUCAAAGUGGAGUGCGGAGGCUGGAGAAGGCCCUGGAAGGCAGCCACGAGGGUUCUACACACCUUUCCCUGAGAGCGAUCGAGGGUGAGCCCCCCCAGCCGCAUGCCGGGGGCCAGAGUGGCCAUGUUGGGCUCAAGCAUGCUCAUCGGGAGCCCCACUGCGGAGCCCAGCACCAGAGAAGCCGGCAGGCCGGGGAGAAGCCCCCACCCCUGCUCCCGAGCUGGGGACCCAUCCAAGCCCCUGAGCAUAAAGGACAAGAUAUCUGAGUGGGAAGGCAAGAAGGAGUCCCCCAUGGGACCGGGCAGUGGGGCCGAUGGGCCAGAGGAGACCCUGGCUUCCUGCACGAUGGACAGAGGGGGUGAGGGGGCCAGAACUCGCCUUUCCGACGCUAGGAAUGGACUAAAGCCUCACCCAGAGAGCCCGGAACCUGACUGCAGGACAGCAAGAUCUAGGGGUCCCCAUGCAGACCUGGGCCAGGUCAACGGGGGCCACGGUCGAGGCCGGGAGCCAAGGAUCAGCAAACCCCACUCCCAGAGUGACCACCGCUCAGUGCUGAAGCAGGUCAAGAGGCUGGAGCAGGCCUUGAAGGACGGCUCAGCCGGCUUAGACCCCCAGUUGCCGGGGACCUGUUACUCCCCACAUUGCCUGCCUGACAAGGCAGAGGAGGGGUCUCCCCUGUCUGAUUGUGCCAGGGUCGGGGGUCGUUCAGAAACCCAGCCCAGGGGGCACCAGCCCUUGAACCUGGAGGGCAGGGAACGGUCCGUGGAGGCUUCCGAGGACAAGAAGGGCUGCCAAGGCACCUCCCAAAAGCCCUUCAUCAACCCCCUGCCCAAACCCCGGAGAACGUUCAAACAUGCGGGAGACGGGGACAAGGAUCCAGGCCCAGGCCCAGGCCUCAGGAAAGAGAAGAGGAACCUGCCCCCCCUGCCCUCCCUGCCUCCCCCACCCCUGCCCUCCUCCCCCCCUCCUGCCUCAGUGAACAGAAGACUGUGGGCGGGGAGGCCGAGGUCCAGCGCUGACCACAGGAAGUCCUAUGAAUUUGAAGACUUGCUGCAGACGUCCUCCGAGAGCAGGGUGGACUGGUAUGCCCAGACUAAGCUGGGGCUCACACGCACCUUCUCUGAGGAGAACGUUUAUGAGGACAUUCUAGAUCCACCAGUGAAGGAGAACCCUUACGAGGACAUCGAGCUACAUGGCCGCUGCCUGGGCAAGAAGUGUGUCCUCACCUUCCCCGUGUCUCCCACCUCUUCCAUCCCAGACACAUCUACCAAGACAUUGUCCAAACCGACUUUUUUCCGGCAAAAUUCCGAGAGGAGGAAUUUCAAGCUCCUGGACGCUAGGAAGCUGAGUCGGGAUGGAACUGGGUCCCCUUCCAAAACCAGCCCCCCCUCCACGCCCAGCAGCCCCGACGACACCUUCUUUAACCUAGGAGACCAACAGAAUGGCAGGAAGAAGAAGAAGAUCCCCAAGCUGGUGUUGAGAAUCAAUGCCAUUUAUGAGGCCCGGAGAGGAAAGAAACGGGUCAAGAGGCUGUCCCAGUCCACAGAGAGCAACUCAGGAAAAGUGACAGACGAGAACAGUGAGUCUGACAGCGACACAGAGGAGAAGCUGAAAGCUCACAGCCAGCGCCUGGUGAACGUGAAGUCCCGCCUGAAGCAGGCCCCUCGGUACCCACCUCCCGCCAGAGAGCUCCUGGAGUACCAGGAGAGGGAGCUGUUCGAGUACUUCGUGGUGGUGUCGCUGCACAGGAAGCAGGCGGGGGCCGCCUAUGUGCCUGAGCUCACCCAGCAGUUCCCCCUAAAGUUGGAAAGGUCUUUCAAGUUCGUGAGAGAGGCUGAGGACCAGCUGAAGGCUAUUCCUCAGUUCUGUUUCCCAGACGCUAAGGACUGGAGUCCUGUCCAGCAGUUUACCAGUGAAACAUUCUCAUUUGUCUUAACUGGAGAAGAUGGGAGCCGAAGAUUUGGAUAUUGCCGAAGACUGCUGCCUGGGGGCAGAGGGAAACGCCUUCCUGAAGUUUACUGCAUCGUGAGCCGGCUGGGCUGCUUCAGCCUCUUUUCAAAGAUCUUGGACGAGGUGGAAAAGAGACGCGGCAUCUCCCCGGCCCUGGUGCAGCCCCUCAUGAGGAGUGUUAUGGAAGCGCCUUUCCCAGCCCUGGGCAAAACCAUCCUCGUCAAGAACUUCUUACCAGGCUCAGGGACUGAGGUGAUUGAGCUGUGCCGCCCACUGGACUCCCGGCUCGAACACGUGGACUUUGAAUCUCUCUUCUCCUCCCUCAGCAUCCGCCACUUGGUCUGUGUAUUUGCCUCCCUGCUGCUGGAAAGGAGGGUCAUCUUCAUCGCCGACAAGCUCAGCACCCUGUCCAAGUGCUGCCAUGCCAUGGUGGCUCUCAUCUACCCCUUCAGCUGGCAGCACACCUACAUUCCUGUGCUCCCGCCAGCCAUGAUCGACAUCGUGUGCUCACCCACGCCCUUCAUCAUCGGGCUGCUGUCCAGCUCGCUGCCGCUGCUCAGGGAACUGCCGCUGGAAGAGGUGCUCGUGGUGGACCUCAUCAACGAUCGCUUCCUCAGACAGAUGGAGGAUGAAGAUUCCAUCCUGCCCCGGAAGCUUCAGGUGGCCCUGGAACACAUUCUGGAGCAGAGGAACGAGCUGGCCUGUGACCUGGACGGAGGGCCCCCGGGCUGCACCUACGGCCCGGCGUCCAGCCCCUUGAAUGCGGUGGUGUCCGAGGCCUUUGUCCGCUUCUUUGUGGAGAUGGUGGGCCACUACUCCUUGUUCCUGACGCCGGGCGAGCGGGAGGAGCGGAGCCUGCAGCGGGACGCCUUCCGCAAAGCCGUCUCCUCCAAGAGCCUGCGCCGCUUCCUGGAGGUGUUCAUGGAGACCCAGACCUUCCGUGGCUUCAUCCAGGAGCGGGAGCUGCGCCGGCAAGAUGCCAAGGGUCUGUUUGAGGUCCGAGCCCAGGAGUACUUGGAAAGCCUUCCCAGCGGCGUGCACAGCGGGGUCAACAGAUUCCUCAAAGGUCUUGGCAAUAAAAUGAAGUUUCUUCAUAAGAAAUAAUCCUCAGCUCAGCUUCAAGGGAAAAGCCACAGCACUUUGAGAACAUUCUGGAAGGUUGGGCCCUGGGCUGUCCCUGAUCCUGGGAUAGAGACCCGGAUGGGUGCCAGCCACUAGACAGGGCCUGCACACUGCCUGGAGCAGUCUGUGUCCCGCAGGACACUCUGACACCCUGGAAGGGAACCCCAAAUGCAAACCGUUGUUACUGUGGUCUGUUCUUUUAUUUCACCUUAGAUAUUAAAAGGAAGAGAAGUGUUUGGGAUUUCUUUUUAUUUUGCCAGGGCUAAGAAAAAUCUCUCCUUUACUUUGUGGAUGAGACUUGAAGGAGGAAGAGAAGAGGUGGGGAGGAAUAGUGGCCAAGGAACAGGACUUGGUGAGUACAGGGGACAGGUGUAGGCUGAGGGGAGACAAAAGGGAGAGCUGACCAUACCUGUGUUCUCCAUGCCCAUAAGUUCAGGACUGGCCCUUCCUUGGCUGGUGUGGGGGCCUGGAUCAGACGAGGAAUUCAGCUGCCCAAGCCACCGGCUCUUCUUUACUGGUCAGUGGCGCCACCUGGUGGCGGAGGAUUUUCCCAAGUGACCUUGACUUGCUGCCAUUUCCCCUUAGCAGCCACCCAACUGCCCACGCCCCUACCAGCCCAAGACUUUAAAGGGACGUACAAAAGAAGGAAGUCUUGUCAGCUCUGUUAAUAAGAAGUCUUGGAGGGUCCUACAAUGUAUAAUAGUGCCUUGAGCUCGCCUUGUGACAUUUAAGGCCACUCUUAGGACUUCAUUCCCAUCUCGUUCCAGGACCCAGUCAGCACAAAUGAUAUCAUAUGCAUGCAGGAUAGACAGGAAGGACAUUGGUUGGGGAGGGGCAAGAUAAUUGAGGUAGCUUUAUUAGACUUGUGCACCCCAAAGAGGCCUGGCCUCAGGCUGAGAUGGCCCCUGAGCCAGGGGGUAGCCAUAGUCUGAGAGUUGUCCUGAGGGACCAGUGACAGUAGGGACAUUGCAAGAACCCCCUGGGCUCUCCGCAGGUUCUCGGCAGGCCUUGGGGCGGCUUCAGCCUUUGCACAUCCCUCUGCUGGUCACAUGGCUGCUUCCAGUAACCUUGACAGAAACAGAAGGGAUAGCCUGGGGCCCAGACAAUGGCCCAGGAGGCCCAAGCUGCCUAACAGAGGCUCCCUGACCUUGGAAGAAGAGGUUCUUGGGAGUGGGGGAUAGAAUACAAGAAAAAUUAGAACGAGGUUGGCCACCCUACUACACUAGGGUCCUAGACACCCCAAAACUAGCCAACAGCUGGGAUGCCUACUGAGAUUUUUUUUUUUUUAGGUGAGAGGAUCCCAUAAUUUAUAUCCCAUUCUCCAAGGCUCUCCAUAAUAGUAGGGACCAGGCUAUGCAUAACAGUUAAUCUGAGGAGCAGGCUGGGAUGUAGUUCAGUGGUAGAGCACUUGCCUAGUGUGCUGGAGGCUCUGGCUCAAUGCCAGCAUAGGGGAGAAAAACCAAAACCUGAAAGGGACUCGGGAGGUGGCUCAGUGGUGAGUGCCUGCCUUGCCUAGCCCAAGGCCCCGGCUCAACUCCUCACCCCUGUCGAGGGAAAACCCCCCUGAGUAGGUUUGUGUGGCUGGGGGAAGGGGAGAGGCUGGGGAAUAUGGUAACUAAUCAGCUCCUUGGAUUAGUAAUAGUGACAUUCUGUAUAUUUUUAUAUUUCCAAAAAGAUCACUUUUAUUAUUUUGGAAUACACUUUUCUUUUCUAACUUAUUUCCUAUUACAUUGUUUACUUAAGACCUUCAAGUGAA